Messenger RNA from Ilyonectria robusta, 2300 nucleotides. RefSeq names its product kinase-like domain-containing protein. The coding region runs from base 85 to 2001 and encodes 638 amino acids. Gene Ontology annotation, cellular component: nucleus. Lineage: Eukaryota; Fungi; Ascomycota; Sordariomycetes; Hypocreales; Nectriaceae. Gene Ontology annotation, molecular function: ATP binding; protein kinase activity. Gene Ontology annotation, biological process: protein phosphorylation. The record is from RefSeq and is a predicted model, not a curated record. The transcript is spliced from 7 exons.
AAAUGACGUCGAAAGAUUUGGGCUCAAAUGGUGAAUUUUGCAUUCAGUUUCAUGUGUAUUGAGCUCCUGCAAUAAGGACUCCGUAUGGUAUUGUUCUUCCAUGGACAGUUUGAGCUGCACACAACCCUUCUCGGCCUUACGUUUAUCCGACGCUCGACCGACACGGCGCGAGAUCAAGGGCUCGAACUCUCAAACGUCGUCGCGCGAGGAACCAGUUGCUCUUCGUCCCUCGACGACGAUACAAUGUCUACGCUUACAGCAGCCCGCCAGACUCAGACGCAUGGUCUCGGCCAGAGACCGUUCGAUCACGAAGAUUUCCGACCACCUCUACUCUUGUCGGAUCCGCCGAACCCCUCCCUCCACCACCAAACACAUCCUGAUUCAACGUCGGAAUCGAGCACGUCUCUCCGCACUGCGAUACAGUCGCCUCAUCCGUACCACGGCAGCGACAGACAGCUUCGGUCUUCUCAGAAUAAAACGAGAUUGCCAGAUUGGAACGAAUUCUACAAGAAUGGCCUUCCCCAAGAGAUCAUUGUCAUCGAAGAUACGCCGGAGCCUUGCCCGGACCGCCCGACAGACGAGCCCACGAGCUAUCACACCACCGCUCCCUCGAUAAAACCCGCCUCAACUAGGAAACGAAAAUUCGACGAAGAACCAGUUGCACAGCCCCAGAGACCCGCCGAUGAGCCAUACGUGGAGAAGUCGGGUGCGAGGACCGUACAGCCACAACGCGCGGAAAUCCGGUUACCACAGCCAAAUUCCACGCCGCAGUUGGGCUCGCCUGAUCCGCGAGUAAACCAGAAGAGGAAGAGAACCCGGUAUCAACUUGCGAAUGGAGCCAGUACGGACAUUGAUGCCAGGUCACUGCUGGGGACCAACAUCGAAUACAAAGGUCUCACCAAACCAGUGCUCAGAGCGAAAGAUGUGGCCGUCAGAGUCGGACACACGGGUUCGAGGGCCGAUAACAAGAAAAUUGAUGACGACGACGGACACUAUAUUGUUGUUCCUGAUGAAGAUCUCACCAGUCAAUUGGUUGCCGUGAAGGUGAUCCGAUCCGUGCAAAAAUACCGUGAUGCAGCCAAAAUCGAACUGCGCGUUUUGCAGACACUCCGACAAAACGAUGCCGAAAACAAGUACAGGUGCAUUCAUCUUCGCGACUGCUUCGAUUUCCGCGGUCAUACCUGUCUCGUCAUGAAUCUGCUUGACUCUAGCAUUUUCGAUUAUCUCAAGGGUAAUGGCUUCGUGCCCUUCCCAAACAGUCAUAUCCAGAGCUUUGCCAAACAGCUCUUGACAAGUGUCGCUUUUGUCCACGACCUGGGACUGAUCCAUACCGAUCUAAAACCGGAAAACAUUCUCCUCUGUCGCCAAGCCGAACAUCGGAAGGUUCUCUUAAACCCCGAAAUCAGACUCAUCGACUUUGGAUCAGCGACUUUCCAAGAUGAGUACCACUCCUCUGUCGUGUCAACGCGCCAUUACAGAGCCCCUGAAAUCAUCCUCGGGCUUGGAUGGUCCUUCCCCUGCGACAUUUGGAGUAUAGGUUGCAUCCUCGUUGAAUUUUUCACAGGCGACGCGUUGUUCCAAACACAUGAUAACGUUGAGCAUUUGGCUUUGAUGGAAGCCGUGUUUGACAUGAAAAUCGACACCGAGUUGGUGCGGAAAGUUAACCGAAUGUCCUCUAGAAGCAACAGUGCAGCCAGUUACUUCAAGCGCUUUCGACUGAACUACCCGACUCCUGAGACAAACCGAGCUUCAAGAAGAUUCGUCAGAACCAUGAAGCGGCUAGAUGAGAUUAUUCCCACCAAAAGCAACACUUUUCUGAAACACUUUCUCGAUCUGCUCCAAAAAAUAUUCGUAUAUGACCCCGCUCGUCGCAUUACGGCAAAGGAAGCAUUAAAUCAUCCAUGGUUCCAGGAACCAGUACGCGAUGAUGGGACAGAAGCAGCGCGAAUCCGCCUGGAAAGAGCACAAAUGUUUCCACACAGCUCUCAGACACGGCUGUAGUCGUCGGUUCAAAGAACGUGGGUGUCGAGGAUUUUGAUUUGGGUACAUCUACGGCAUGAUCAUUGCGGGGACAUUUACUUUAUGACGGCGCUUUGGUUGAGUUUCUCAAUAAAGACGGGCGUACGCUCAAAGAUGGAAUGACGGGUCUAAACAAAGGAGACAGGAGUAGGUUUAUAUGAUGAUACCCAGUACAGAGGAUGAAUACAACUUGUCGCGUGCUCGUGUCACGUUAUGGAGUCUUGGUAUGGAUACAAUCCGCCCUAGACCAGUUGAAUGAACAAAUUGAACUACAUCUCUCA